GAACGGAGGGGCGGGGCGGCGGGCGGAGCGCGGCGGCGGCGGAGGGAGCGGGUGCCAUGGCGGGGCCCCUGCUGCAGGCCUGGGGCCUGGGGGCGGCCCUGCGGAGCCGAGCCGCUCUCCGCCCGCUGGGGCUGCUGGCCCCGCCGUGCCGGGAGCUGGCGGGGACGGGGUCGGGAGAGGCGGCGCUGGAGGAAAAUCCCUUCUACGGGAAGUACCGGCACAAAAUCCAGGAGCUGAGGAGAUCCAGUCCAGAUGUGUUUGAAUCCCGUAUGGAAAAAAGAAAUGAAGUGAAAAAGCAGCCCGUGGGAUAUUCCAAGCAAGGAGAAUUUAUCAAAUGUAUGGAGGAAAAGGCAGAAGGCUUGGGCACGAAGACAUCAAAGGGAGGCUUCACAAAAGAUAAGACGCUUGAUUCGAUUCUUAAUGUUGAGAUGGUGAAAGAAAAAUCAGCGGAGGAGAUUAAACAGAUUUGGAAUCAGUAUUUUUCUGCAAAAGAUACGGUUUAUGCUGUUAUUCCUGCAGAAAAGUUUGAUUUAAUAUGGAAGAGAGCCCAGAAAUGUCCAUCGUUCCUGUAUGCUUUGCCAAGAAAAGAAGGCUAUGAGUUCUUUGUGGGGCAGUGGUCGGGAACAGAAUUGCACUUCACUUCCCUAAUAAACAUUCAGACUCAAGGUGAAACUGCUCCUAGCCAGUUGGUCUUGUACCAUUAUCCUGAGCUGCAGGAGGAAAAAGGAAUAGUACUAAUGACAGCAGAAAUGGACUCAAAGUUCUUGGUGGUCCAUGAAGCACAGUGCUUGGCGAAUCAGGUGCAGCUUUUCUAUGCGACGGAUCGUUCCGAGACCUACGAAUUAGUGGAGACCUUCAACCACAGAUCUAGUGAAUUUAAAUAUAUGUCGGUUAUAGCAGAGCUUGAGCAAAGCGGACUUGGACGAGAACUGAGACCUGCUCAGGUUUCUGACAAGUCGUAGAGCCUGACAAGUCAUAGAGGGUGAAGAGAGCCAGCAGCAGGCAGGGGGUUUCCUAGAUGGAGUGGUCCUGUCUCUUGUUUUAGGAAUUUGGUUUGACUACAGAAAGGAUCUGGAGACAUCCUGGGAGUGUGAUAGUCAAGCCUGUCUGGCACUGAUGCAAGAUGAGGACUUAGGCCAUUUGAACAACAAUAACUAAUUGCCAAAAUGGAGCCCCGUACUUCAGUGCAACUUCAUCAGAAUGAGCAACUUUCCCGUCCUGUAACUCGCUGUUGCAUGUUGUAUUUUAGAAAUCUGAAAUAAAGUGACAGAAGGGGAGCUAUGUAGUGGGCUAUAUUGACAUCAGAAGAGAGGUAACAAUCAAUGUUUCUUCUCAGUAAAGGCAUUUUAAAUGCCCUCUGCCAUUAUAAUUGCAUGGUCCGGUGCUUUUUCAUCGGUGUGGAAUUGAUACAGGCUUGUCCAUCAAGAAAAGAGAAUAGGACCGAUGGGCUGAAACAGACUCCUCUUUGUUACUUUGUGUGUGAGGUUCCUUACACAGAUGUAUACUGUGGCCUGUGUUUUCCUCAAGAUUAAAAAACAGAGUGACUAGA
Messenger RNA from Chroicocephalus ridibundus (black-headed gull), 1549 nucleotides. RefSeq names its product ATP synthase mitochondrial F1 complex assembly factor 1 (gene ATPAF1). Gene Ontology annotation, biological process: mitochondrial proton-transporting ATP synthase complex assembly. Gene Ontology annotation, cellular component: mitochondrion. The record is from RefSeq and is a predicted model, not a curated record. NCBI's taxonomy places the organism in Eukaryota, Metazoa, Chordata, Aves, Charadriiformes, Laridae. The coding region runs from base 57 to 962 and encodes 301 amino acids. The transcript has 9 exons.